Messenger RNA from Linum trigynum, 1731 nucleotides. NCBI's taxonomy places the organism in Eukaryota, Viridiplantae, Streptophyta, Magnoliopsida, Malpighiales, Linaceae. The record is from the annotation of a GenBank genome assembly.
CGUGUAACGUAGACAGUAGACUGACCAAUCCAACUCCAUGUAUUAAUGCUCUCCCAAUUCUAUUGACAAACAAAACAACUUUUCCUUUACUGAGCUGUUUUCUUGGAAGCAAUCCCGAGCUCUACAGUCUUGGAAGCUCAGUACCUUAAGGGUAGCUGCGAUUUUAAAAGAUCAUCUUUGCUUAAACCUUGUGAAGUUCAGUUUCAAGGGUGUUUGCUAUUUGGCAGAAUUUGGAGCUAGGGGAUAUGAGUGCUGCUACUUUCAACUCUGUUUCCUGUAGUAGAGGAUGCCGGUGGAAGGGAGAUGGGAAAAUUUGGAAGACCAACAAGCCUAAUGGAGAUUACCAGCUCAAUGUGAAAAGGCACUCGGUAGUUUCCCCAAAAGGGUUGAGUAUUUCAUGUUCAAAGCUGGAGAAAGAAGUCCGUGUAGCUCUUCUAGGUGCUAGUGGAUAUACCGGUGCUGAGAUAAUCCGACUUCUUGCGAAUCAUCCUUCCUUCGGGAUUGGUCUGAUGACUGCUGAUAGAAAUGCUGGGAAAUCAAUUGAAUCAGUGUUCCCUCACUUGGUUACCCAAAAGGAUUUGCCGACUUUGAUUUCCACGAGUGAUGCAGACUUUUCAGAUGUGGAUGCUGUAUUUUGUUGUUUACCUCAUGGAACUACACAGGAAAUUAUUAAAGGCCUUCCACAUGGACUGAAAAUUGUUGAUCUUUCUGCUGACUUUCGACUGCGAGAUAUUUCGGAGUAUGAACAAUGGUAUGGCCAAGCACAUAAAGCACCAGAUUUGCAGGAAGAAGCUGUAUACGGUUUGACAGAAAUGUUCAGAGAACAAAUAAAAGCUGCACGAUUGGUUGCUAAUCCAGGGUGUUAUCCAACAUCAAUUCAGCUUCCUCUUGUACCUUUGAUCAAGGCUAAACUCAUCCGAGAUCAGAAUAUCAUCAUCGACGCAAAAUCUGGAGUCAGUGGGGCAGGACGUGGUGCCAAAGUGAGUAACCUCUACACAGAAUUAUCUGAAGGCAUAAUGUCUUAUGGUGUUACAAAACAUCGACAUGUUCCGGAAAUUGAACAGGGUUUGUCUGAGGCUGCUGGGGUUAAAGUAACAGUCAGUUUCACCCCACACUUGAUGCCAAUGAGUCGUGGAAUGCAAACUACAAUAUAUGUUGAGAUUGCUCCAGGCACCACUGUCGAUGAGUUAUACGAGCAAUUGAAGUUGUCGUACGAGAAGGAAGAAUUUGUGAGAGUUCUAGAGAAAGGAGUGGUUCCUCGAACUCACGAUGUCCGCGGUUCUAACUACUGUUACAUGAAUGUGUUCCCUGAUCGAAUCCCUAACAGAGCAAUCAUUAUAUCAGUUAUCGACAAUUUGGUGAAAGGAGCUUCUGGUCAAGCUAUACAGAAUCUGAACAUAAUGAUGGGUUUACCAGAAAAUGCUGGGCUUGCCUCCUACCUGCCCGUCUUCCCUUAGAAGUUAGACCCCCCUUUCUCAAGAACUUGAACUUCUGUGACAAAGUGCUCUUUUUUCCUUAGCAGGGAUUUGACUUAGCUGCAAAAUGCAAACCUCCUCUUUGAUUUAGGCAAUGGCUUCUGUAACGCCAAGAAAUGUCCUUCAACCUUAGCUUUCAUUAAAGUUGGUUGGAUCUCCGAACGACAUUUCACUACAUACAUAAUGCACAAACCUUAGAUCACUAAUACGCAAAAUGAAUACGAAUCAUAAUACGCAAUGAACAUUGAACAGGAGU